Molecule: messenger RNA, 1938 nt
Organism: Acanthosepion pharaonis
Lineage: Eukaryota; Metazoa; Mollusca; Cephalopoda; Sepiida; Sepiidae
Source: the annotation of a GenBank genome assembly
AUGAAUGAACAUUAUCUAUCUAUCUAUCUAUCUAUCUAUCUAUCUAUCUAUCUCAGUCUCUCUGCUUUUCUCUCUAGUCCUUCUCUCAUUAUAGAUGAAAUGGCGGCACACACAUCUAUCUAUCUAUCUAUCUAUCUAUCUAUCUAUCUAUCUAUCUAUCUAUCUAUCUAUCUCCGUUUUCUCUCGGUCACCUUCGUAUGUUUGUUCGUACUUUCUUUCCUUUGCUCCUUUCCUUUGCUGUUUUCUUUUGCCCCUUUCCUUUGCUCAUUUCUUUUGCUUCAUUCUGUUUGCUCCAUUCUUAUGUUCUUUUCCGUUGCUCCUUACCUUUGCUCCUUUCCAUUGCUCCUUUCUUUUACUCCUUUCCUUUGCUCCUUUACUCAUUUCCUUUGCUACUUUCCUUUACUUCUUUCUUUUGCUAUAUUCCGUUUGCUCCUUUCUUUUGUUCCUUUCCUUUGCUACUUUCCUUGCUUUUUUCCUUUGCUCCUUUCCUUUGCUCCUUUCCUUUGCUCCUUUCCUCCUUUCUUUUGCUUCUUUCCUUUCCUCAAUUCCUUUGCUCCUUACCUUUGCUCCUUUCCUUUGCUCAUUUCUUUUACUCCUUUCAUUUGUUCCUUUCAUUUGCUUCUUUUUUUGCUCCUUUCCUCAUUUUCUUUGCUCCUUUCUUUUGCUCUAUUCCGUUUGCUCCUUUCUUUUGUUCCUUUCCUUUGCUCCUUUCCUUGCUCCUUUCCUUUGCUCCUUUCCUUGCUCCUUCCCUUUCCUCCUUUCCUUCUUUCUUUUGCUUCUUUCCUUUCCUCAUUUCUUUUGCUCCUUUCCUUUGCUCCUUUCUUUUACUCCCUUCCUUUGUUCCUUUCCUUUGCACCUUUCCUCAUUUCCUUUCCUCCUUUCUUUUGCUCUAUUCCGUUUGCUCCUUUUUUUGUUCCUUUCCUUUGCUACUUUCCUUGCUCCUUUCCUUUGCUCCUUUUCUCCUUUCUUUUGCUUCUUUCCUUUGCUUCUUACCUUUGCUUCUUACCUUUGCUCCUUUCUUUUACUUCUUUCCUUUGUUUCUUUCAUUUGCUCCUUUCCUCAUUUCAUUUGCUCCUUUCCUUUCCUCCUUUCUUUUGCUCCUGGCUUCUGAUUUUUCAAAAUUUCAUCACUUUUCUUUCAACUUUAUAUCUGAUUUGUUUUUUUUACGUCGGAAAAAUUUGCUUUUUUUCUUACCUUUUCUCUUUUUUUCUACGUUGUCCUGUUUUUAUCUCAUUUUUUACAUUUCUUUUCUGCUUUCUUUUCAUACCUUGUUUUUAUUUUUUCAUUUUACCAUUUUUCCUUGCUGCUUCAUUUUAUUUCAUUCUCAUUUUUACAUCCUUUCCAUUUUCUUUCCAUUUUCUUUCCAUUUUCUUUCCAUUUUCUUUCUUUUUUCUUUCCAUAUUUUAUAUUUUCCUCGUUCUUUCUUUCUUCUCUUUUUCUCUUUCAUUUAUUCAAUCUUUUCUCCUUUUUUCUUCUUCAUUUCUCGAUUGCCUUUCUUCUCUUCCUUCCAGUCUUUUUCAUUCCUGCUUAAUUUUUAUCUCUACCCACUUUUUAUUUCCUUUCCUCUUACCCUUGAUUUUCAUUCUUAAUUUUCAUUCCUUUAGAUUAUUUUUCUUUCUGUCUUUUACUUUCUUGCUUUAUUUUAUUUUUCCUACUUUUUCAUACUUUCCGAUUUUCUUUCUUUCUUUCUUUCUUUCUUUCUUUCUUUCUUGCUUUCUUUCUUUCUUUCUUGCUUUCUUUCACAUGCCAAAGUGUCAUUUUCAUAGUGUCACAUUCAUUCAAACCUUCAGAGCUUUCUUUCUUUCUAUGUCAGUGUGUAAAUAUCUACGUCCGUCUGUACGUAUCUAUCUAUUUAUCUGUAAAUAUUUGUAUGAUUAUCUAUCUAUCUAUCUAUCUAUCUAUCUAUCUAUCUAUCUAUCUAUCUAUCUAGCUAUCUAG